This is a messenger RNA of Komagataella phaffii GS115, 1887 nucleotides long. RefSeq names its product DNA Topoisomerase III, conserved protein that functions in a complex with Sgs1p and Rmi1p. Bases 1 to 1887 code for a protein of 628 amino acids. Gene Ontology annotation, molecular function: DNA binding; DNA topoisomerase type I (single strand cut, ATP-independent) activity. The transcript has a single exon. Lineage: Eukaryota; Fungi; Ascomycota; Pichiomycetes; Pichiales; Pichiaceae. The record is from RefSeq and is a predicted model, not a curated record. Gene Ontology annotation, biological process: DNA topological change. Gene Ontology annotation, cellular component: nucleus.
AUGAAGAUCCUAUGCGUUGCAGAGAAACCUUCCAUAGCAAAGAGUGUAGCUUAUACUCUCGGUGGAGGUAAAGUCACUGUGCGGAAUAGCAGUGUCAAAUAUGUUAAGAAUUACGACUUUACAUUUGAAUUUCCUGGAGUGGGAAGAUGUUCGGUUACGAUGACUUCAGUGCUGGGUCAUUUGACGGAAAUGACAAUAGAUAACAACAGAUAUGGAUGGGGUAAAUGUUUACCAAUAAAUCUAUUUGACAGCACAAUCAUAGUUAAAGAAAAUGGCAACGAUUCAAAGAAAUUGGUGCAAAAUAUAGCCAACGAAGCACGAUUAAGUAAUCAAUUGAUGAUAUGGACAGAUUGUGAUAGAGAAGGUGAACACAUUGGAUGGGAAAUCCUCAACGCCGCUUCGAAAACAAAUUCUUCUUUGACAUUGGAAAAUGUCUGGAGAGCCCAGUUUUCCCACCUUGAGAGAAGCCAUAUCAUCUCUGCAGCCAAAAACCCCAAGCAAUUGGAUCGAUAUGCUAUCGACGCUGUGUGCACUAGAAUGGAAUUGGAUCUACGGGCUGGUUUCAGUUUUACCAGAUUUCUCACAGAUCUUUUUAAGACUAAUUUUCAAGAGAUCAAGGAGGAGCGUCGUCUUAUCUCUUACGGUGGCUGUCAGUUUCCCACUCUUGGAUUUGUCGUUGAUCGAUAUAUGAGAGUGAAGGAAUUUGUUCCGGAGGAGUUUUGGUAUAUUUCAAUUGAAGUGAAAAAGGGUAACAGAAAGCUUCCUAUGUCAUGGUCACGUCCCCACUUGUUUGACAGAUUAGCUGCCAUGCUCUUGUAUGAAAACUCUUUGGACAUAGCCAAAGAUGAAGCUGAAAUUGUGCAUAUUAUCAGCAAGCCUACAUCUAAUUUCAAACCUCUGCCUUUAACUACAGUUCAGUUACAAAAAGACUGUUCCAAGUUUUUCAAAUUGUCUGCUAAAGAGACUCUUGAUGCCGCUGAAAAGCUAUACAACCAAGGAUUCAUAAGUUAUCCAAGGACUGAGACCGAUAGAUUUGAUCCUAAAACUGAUUUAAAAAACUUGUUAAGCAAACAAGCGGAAUCUCCUCAAUGGGGUGGCUAUGUUCAAGAAUUGUUAGACGGGAAGAUGCGUUCCCCCAGAGCUGGCAAACAUGAUGAUAAAGCACAUCCCCCAAUUCAUCCUAUUUGUUAUACUGAUUUCACUAAGCUCAAGUCCAGAAAUGAACAGCUCGUAUACCAAUAUGUGACAAAAAGAUUCAUAGCAUGCUGUUCUGAUGAUGCCAAGGGUGUUAAAAGUAUAGUCACCGCCAAAUGGGGACUGGAAACGUUUACGGCUUCCGGGCUAAUGGUUCUGGAGAAAAAUUAUUUGGAUAUCUACGAUUACUUUAAAUGGACCAGUACCAAAGAGUUACCAGAAUUCACUCUUGGUGAAAAAGUCAAACUACUAAAAGCAGAUUUGGUUACAGGAAAAACAUCACCACCUUCGUAUAUGUCAGAAUCUGAACUUAUUGCAUUAAUGGACAUAAACGGGAUAGGGACAGACGCAACAAUUGCAGAACACAUUGAAAAAAUUUUGGCCAGGGAAUACGCUUCUAAGCAAAGUUUGGGCGAGUCAAGAUCUAAGAAGGCUUAUAUUCUUCCUACAGAAUUAGGCUGCGCUUUAGUUGAAGGAUUCAACCAAAUAGGAUUUGACAAUCUCUCUUUAUCUAAACCAUUUCUCAGGAAGCAGCUGGAAGAGUCUUUGGCGAAGAUCACAGCAAAACAAGAAACUAAGAACAAUGUCUUGGACAGAUUUAUUGAACUUUAUCGUCAGGCGUUCAUGCUAAGUAACCAGAAGCAGGCAAUUUUGGUUAAAAGUUACAGACACAUUCAGAGGAGAAAUGCUUGA